Messenger RNA from Chlorocebus sabaeus (green monkey), 5158 nucleotides. It is a transcript of the gene MCUR1, whose product is annotated as mitochondrial calcium uniporter regulator 1. The record is from RefSeq and is a predicted model, not a curated record. NCBI's taxonomy places the organism in Eukaryota, Metazoa, Chordata, Mammalia, Primates, Cercopithecidae. Gene Ontology annotation, cellular component: mitochondrion; mitochondrial inner membrane. Gene Ontology annotation, biological process: calcium import into the mitochondrion; positive regulation of mitochondrial calcium ion concentration.
GCGCCCGGCAGGAAAGGGCGUGCCUGCGCUGCCGCCCACGCUCGCUCCAGCCGUCCGACUCUGGGCCGGGACCGCGCGUGACCGGCGCCGCGAGCGAGAGGCACGAGCGCGCGCCCGGGCCAGUGAAGGGCUCGGGGAUGGACUGCGGCUUGGUCGGCGGCCAAAGGACCCAGCGCCUGCCCGGCCAUCGGAGGCUUCUGUUCUUGCCCGCGGGCCUCAGCGGAAGACCCGGAGGCAGCGGAACCUCAGCACGCCGCUGCUUCUCUGCGCUCUCCGACGGUCUGGGGGCGCUGCGCCCUCGCGCCCCGGCGACCCGCGGCUGCGUGUCACGUGCCUCGCCGCUGCUCCUCCUCCUGCUAGUGCCCUCCCCGCGCUUGGCCGCCGCAGCCCCGCGCCGGCAGCUAGGGGACUGGGAGCGGUCCCGCCUCGGGUAUGCCGCACCCCCGGCCGGGCGCAGCGGCGCGUGGAGGUGCCCACCGGGCCUCGGUCUGGGCGUCGCCGCUGCCGCCGGCGCCCUUCCCCAGUGCAAAGGCCCGGCGCCUGCACUCGUUUCCUGCAGGAGAGAGCUAAGCCUGUCUGCUGGACACCUGCAGCUGGAGCGCAGAAGGAGAGAUUUCACCUCUUCUGGGAGUAGGAGGCUCUACUUUGACACUCAUGCCUUAGUGUGCUUACUGGAAGACAAUGGGUUUGCUACUCAACAAGCAGAAAUCAUUGUGUCUGCGCUGGUCAAGAUCCUGGAAGCCAACAUGGACGUCGUCUACAAAGAUAUGGUCACCAAGAUGCAGCAGGAAAUCACUUUUCAGCAAAUAAUGUCUCAGAUUGCGAAUGUGAAAAAGGAUAUGAUUAUUUUGGAGAAGAGUGAAUUUUCAGCCCUCAGAGCAGAAAAUGAGAAAAUAAAACUCGAACUACAUCAGUUAAAACAACAAGUAAUGGAUGAAAUGAUCAAAGUCCGAACAGAUACCAAAUUAGACUUCAACCUAGAGAAGAGCAGAGUAAAAGAAUUGUAUUCAUUGAACGAAAAGAAGCUGCUGGAAUUGCGAACAGAAAUAGUGGCAUUGCAUGCCCAGCAAGAUCGGGCCCUUACCCAGACAGAUAGGAAGAUUGAAACUGAGGUUGCUGGCCUCAAAACCAUGCUUGAGUCACACAAGCUUGAUAAUAUUAAAUAUUUAGCAGGGUCUAUAUUUACAUGCCUAACAGUAGCUCUGGGAUUUUAUCGCCUGUGGAUCUAAUAAAGUGUCUAUUUAAAGAGAUUUCUACUGUUUUGCCUUAAGAAUACCAGAUUGUUGGCCAGGCACGAUGGCUUACGCCUGUAAUCCCAGCACUUUGGGAGGCCGAGGCGAGUGGAUCACCUGAGGUCAGGAGUUCAAGACCAGCCUGGCCAACAUGGUGAAACCCGUCUCUACUAAAAAUACAAAAAUUAGCUGGGUGUGGUGGCACGCCCCUGUAAUCCCAGCUACUUGGGAGGCUAAGGCAGGAGAAUCACUUGAGCCCAGGAGGCAGAGGCUACAGUGAAUUAUGGACACUUAACCAAGAUAAAGAAGUCAGGUAUUCCAUAGCUAUUCCUUAUCUCCUUUCCGCUUAGUUGACUUUCUAACUGAGCAGCACACAGUGCAUGGAAGACUCCACUCAGCCAGACCAGGGAGCUUGGUGUUGCCUGUGGUUCACACCAACAGCAAACAUUGGUGUCAUUCUCUACAACUUAAAUCUUUGGCAUAUAGAGGAUUUGAGGGUCUCCAUGUUCAGGGUACAGUGGCUUUAAUAAGUGCUGGAAAAUCACUGAAGCUAAACCCAGUCUCUAACAUGAGGUAGUCCCUGUACCAGAGUAUUGUUUCAGCUGUAGGUGGUUGUUAUGUUAAUAAGACAGCUGUACCUCUACCUUCUUUUCUUUUAAUUUCCAUUGUCUUGGUAAGUUAUUGUUAGGGUUAUUUUUAAUGUGCCUUCCAGCCAGAAAAAUCAGCUGUCUAAUGAAGCAUUGCAAUUGUAAUGGGGACUCUUUUACCUCUUAUAAUGCAAGAUUUUCCCUCCUCCCUCCCUCUUCUCCACCUCUUUCCUUCAUGGUCUGCGAACUGUAAUAAUACUGCACUGGUGUUACUACCUCCCUAGAAAACCGGCUGAUUCUUAGCACGGAACUCUGCUUCAGUUUGUAGGACAGAGUCUGCUUCCUUCUGGUCUUCAUUUACUUUUUAUACAAGGGAUGCACUCAGCUCUCCAUGUGUAAGAUACCUAGAUGAUGGAUACAUAUUUCAUAAAUGAAAUUUAUGUCAUUAAUGAAUAUUCCCUUACCCACAACCAGCUCAGGCUUUCAAAAUUUGAGAAUGGUCAUGCCACACAGCAUCCUAAUCUAGAUUGACUAAUUCUGUUGUUAAAAACAUUCUCACACCUACCUUACCUUUAUAUUGAAAACAAAUUCUAGAUACAACUGGGGUUAUUCUGGAAAAGCACAUUCUCUUUUUUUUUUUUUUUUUUUUUUUGAGAUGGAGUCUUGCACUGUCGCAGGGCUGGAGUGCAUUGUUGUGAUCUCUGCUCACUGCAACCUCCGCUUCCCGGGUUCAAGCGAUUCUCCUGCCUCAGCCUUCUGAGUAGCUGGGAUUACAGGUGCCCACCACGCCUGGCUAAUUUUUGUAUUUUUAGUAGAGAUGAGGUUUCACCAUGUUGGUCAGGCUGGUCUCUAACUCCUGACCUUGUGAUUCGCCCGCCUUGGCCUCCCAAAGUGCUGGGAUCACAGGCAUGAGCCACUGCGCCUGGCCCGUUCUCAUUCAAAUUACUGGCACAUGGGCAAGAAUAAGCAUUUUGGAGACAAUGACAUUGAUAGAACCUUUUCUGCCUUUCUCUGCAUACACACAUAUGCACACAGGUACAGUGGAGGAGCCACAGGCAGAUUUUUUGAUCAGUUUGGUGAAGACAUUACCCGUUGUCACUGUUCCAAUCACAUUGGUAAAAAAGUAGUUACCUUUUGUCCUUUGGAUGUCAUGUCUAAACUUUGGAAAAUAUAAAUCAUUGCCCUUUUAGAGAAUGUUUGUGUAGUCCAAAGAUUCUGAGCUCCAUAUGAUAUGAAAAUCAAGUACUUUUGCAAGAGCAGUAGCAGUUUCAAAGUGAAAUAUUAUAAUUUAGUCUUUUCCAAGUAGAUCAAAAAUUCUUAACUGAUCAAUAAAAUAUGUUAUCAAUAUAUUAUCCCCCUUUCAGAGAAAAGCCCCCAGAAGAGACUGCACGCUUAGCAAUUGCCCUCAUUAUCCAAGGCCUAGGUGAGUGGCAUAAAGGGCCAUAUGCAAUUGUGUAUCAAGGUAAACGUUACCUAACCUUGUGUAGGUUAAAAACUGAAGUGUCCUUGUCUCCUGAUAAAACAUUUUUAAAAUAACAUAUGGUGGGGUGACAGUUUUGCGUCUGCUAAAAGUUUUCUCACAUGUCAUUCUUCCUCAUGAUAGCGGGCAGUAUCAUUCUGGCACUUAAUUUGGGUGUUCGAUUUUCCUGUAGAGUUCUCUGCAGUACAGCAUAGCCUCUUUUUGGCCUUGGGAACAGUGAACUCUUCUUUUGAUGGUGUGGAUUGCAUGCAUAUCUGGAGUGAGGAGGGUUCAGGACUGUUUUCACUUUAUUUGGUCAAAUGUAUUCUAUUUGAAAACCAUUUGAGCCCAAAAUACAAGUGUACCCUUCCCACUUCUGGCUCAAGCAUCUGUGAGCCGACUGGACGUAAUAUUAACACUUCCUGAGCCUGGGCGCGGUGGCUCAUGCUUAUAAUCCCAGCACUUUGCGAGGCCAAGGGAGGCAGAUCACCUGAGGACAGGAGUUGGAGACCAGCCUGGCCAACAUGAUGAAACCCUCUCUCUACUAAAAAUACAAAAAUUAGCCAGGCGUGGUGGCACACACCUGUAAUCCCAGGUACUUGGGAGGCUGAGGCAGGAGAAUCGUGUGAACCCAGGAGGCAGAGGUUGCAGUGAGCCGAGAUUGCACCACUGCAACGCUCACUGCAACGAGACUUGCACGCAGAUGAGAUCUGCCUGGGCGACAGAGUAAGACUCUGUCUCAAAAUAAAUAAGUAAAUAGAACCUCCUGAGCUACCCUGCCUUAUAAGGAUUCAGAUUACUUUAGGAAAUUAAGCAUUAGCACUAGGAAGAGGGAAGAUGGCUGGCAAAACUUCUAGCUAGCAACCUAUGUCUAGCACAGUGGGAACUAAUCAUAGCGAGAUCCUGAACACAUAUCCUUCUAGGUGCAGGUGGAGGGAACGACGUCCAAUGCCUGAAGCAGCACCUCAUGUGGACAGAAUGUCUGUAUUUCCCUCUCCUGCACGAAUCACUCGUCAUUCUUAGAGGGCUCCUCUGCAUUCCCCCUUUUCUUCUCUCCCCUCCCCUGCCUUUUAUCUUUUCUAAAGAGUCUGAACUCCGAUUUCCAUGCUCUCCUGCUGCAUUAAUAAGCAAAAUCUGCUUGUGGAUACGGUUCUUUACUGGAAACACAACUUUUUGUUUCUGUAUUGGUUUUACUGUCAUCCAGUUUUCUAGCUUAAUAUCUAGCAAAACUAAAUCUGAAUGUACUCACUUUUUCCGUUAAGUAUGCCAAGCAGCUCAGUUGAAAGGCUUGACUCAAACCAGAAGUCUUGCUGGAAUUCGUCUCUGAACACUUGAAAAACAGAAAGCCUGAGCCACAGCAAACAUGCCUCUGUGUGCCGGGAUAGCCUUUGUCUCUGCUUCCAUGUGGCUUUUCCCUUUGUAGCUAUGCUUAGUGACAUAAUCUUCCCUCUUCUUUUCUAGCCUCCUCCUUUCAAGCCUGUCUGUUAAUUAACCAUGUCAGUAUUGGCAAGCAAUUAUCUUCCCCCACCCUAACAUGUGAUCUUCUAAGAAUUUUGCAAAAUUCUAAACAAAUAUAGAGAUGUUAUAAUAGAAUUCAUGUCUAGAAAACUUUAAGUUAAUCAAAUUGGUUGUGGCUUUUUUGGCACUAAGGCAAAAACAUGUUAACCUGAAAUAAUUUAUUCUUCAUAUAUGUAAAACAUUUGAGAAUGUUUAGCCUUUUAUUAGAAUUUUAUUUGGAAAAUAUUUAUCUUUCUACACAUUUUACACUUACAUUCCUUCGCUUAUAACCCAAACAGUUUCUUAACUGUUUUGUUACUUAAGCAGAUAUUCAAUUAUGUUUUAUUAUCUAAUAAAGUGUAAGAUUCUUAUUAUCUAAAAUA